Messenger RNA from Dichotomopilus funicola, 345 nucleotides. RefSeq lists its product as uncharacterized. Lineage: Eukaryota; Fungi; Ascomycota; Sordariomycetes; Sordariales; Chaetomiaceae. The coding region runs from base 1 to 345 and encodes 114 amino acids. The record is from RefSeq and is a predicted model, not a curated record. Gene Ontology annotation, molecular function: protein binding. The transcript has a single exon.
AUGACGGCCAAAACGCCAGCGAGAUGGGAGGGCCUCACGUGCACACAACGGCGGAUCAAGGACUUCACACUGGAUGAUAACCUCUCGAACCUUGAGACAACGCCCAGACCCUCCCGUCGUCACGAACCUGUAGCAAGUGCCGGCGCCCUUGAAUUCCUUCCCAUCGAAAUUCUUCACGAGGUUUUCCACCAGCUCGACCUGCGCUCGCUUACGUAUCUUCGCCUUGUAAACAGGCAUACCAUAGAACUCGUUAAUGGCCUGCCGCAAUUCAGCGACGUUAUCCGACACGCCUUUAACGCACUACGGGGUAUUUUGGUUAUCGGAACCGGGUCCUGUAUCUCUUAG